AUGACCUCAGCGCGGCUGCCCAAUAUCUCCUGCACCCCGGGGACCUUCAACCCGCCUCGCGUCUCGAACGCUUCAUCACCGCCCUCCAACGGAUUGCCAUCAUGGGUAAAAAACAGCGUGGUCCAUGUCGGCGCUCUUCAAGGGCCCAAAUAUCCUCCUGUAGCCCGUCGUGUGCCCUUCCAAAAUAACGCUGUACAUGUCCCUGUCCCCUUUGCCGACAUCCUCCCCAUCCUGGAGUGCAAAGGCUGCCAGGUCGACGUUGAUGUCUCCUUGGCCGUCCUAGAACGGACACGAAACGACUUGUAUGCCGUCGACGUCGCAGAGCCGCCUUUUGACUUUGUGUCUACGCCUGAAGUCGAAGAUGGCGGAGACGCCGAGCUGACUGCGGAGCGAGGAUUCCGGGAUAAAGACAAGGGUGCCAGAGCGGCCGACGAGCCCUGGCGGGGGAUAGGCGCCUACGUCACGGACGUUCAAGGAGCCCAGAAGAAUGACGAACGGCUGUUUGGAGAGGACCGUCUCGAGGGCGUAUAG
Messenger RNA from Metarhizium album ARSEF 1941, 531 nucleotides. RefSeq lists its product as uncharacterized. Lineage: Eukaryota; Fungi; Ascomycota; Sordariomycetes; Hypocreales; Clavicipitaceae. The record is from RefSeq and is a predicted model, not a curated record. The transcript is spliced from 2 exons. Bases 1 to 531 code for a protein of 176 amino acids.